Messenger RNA from Serpula lacrymans var. lacrymans S7.9, 1842 nucleotides. RefSeq lists its product as uncharacterized. Lineage: Eukaryota; Fungi; Basidiomycota; Agaricomycetes; Boletales; Serpulaceae. Gene Ontology annotation, biological process: proteolysis. Gene Ontology annotation, molecular function: serine-type endopeptidase activity; tripeptidyl-peptidase activity. The record is from RefSeq and is a predicted model, not a curated record. The coding region runs from base 1 to 1761 and encodes 586 amino acids. The transcript is spliced from 13 exons.
AUGAGACUCCUCAUUUGGUUAGGUCUCUCCGUUGCUCUCGAAAGCGUCGCCGCACCUCCCCGAGGCUGGGUCAAGCAUGCUCCUGCACCCAAAGACCAUCUUAUUGACUUGAGGAUUGGCCUCCCCCGACCCAACUUCCCUGCUUUGGAACAGCACCUCUGGGAAGUCAGCGAUCCCAGCCACGAGCGCUAUGGUGCUCAUCUCUCCAAGGCGGAGACCGACGCUCUGAUGGAGCCUCACCAGGAAAGCAUCGAUAUCGUCAACGAAUGGCUUGCAUCUCACGGCCUUGAAGAGGAACACCUUUCCCGUUCAUCAGCUAACGACUGGGUUACCAUUCAAGUUCCCGUGGGCCUUGCCGAAGAGAUGCUUGACACUACUUACCACGUAUGGUACCACCCGGAAAGUGAUGAAUCUAUCGUCCGCACGACGAGCUACAGUCUUCCCGAAGUGCUCCACGAGCAUAUUGACUUGGUCCAGCCGACCAUCAUGUUUUCGCGCUUCAAGGCGUUGAAGAGCACUCUUCAUUACUAUGGAAAAGAGGACGUUACUCUCACCAGCCCUUCAGGUGGCACUAUCACAGGACCAGCUGGUAACCAGGUUGAUGCUAGUUGCAACAACACGAUUACUAUUUCCUGCCUCAGGCAACUGUACAAUGCUGUUGGCUACAACUCGUCCGCAACGAACGGCAACAAACUUGGCCUGACAGGUUACUUGGAACAAUAUGCCAACAUUGCUGAUUUGCAGAUGUUCUUCUCUCUUCAGAACCCUGCCGCAUACGGCUCUAAUUUCACGCUGGUUGAUAUACAUGGUGGCACCAAUAACCAAACUCCCGCUGCUGCCGGUGUCGAAGCCAACCUAGACACCCAGUUCGGGUUUGGGCUCACAUACCCUACCCCUGGCACCUUCUAUUCGACUGGCGGUGAGCCACCUUUCAUCCCUGACGAUUUGGAGCCAACAGACUCCAACGAACCAUACACAUAUUGGUUGGAUUAUAUUCUCGCUCAAGAUGAUGGCAAUAUUCCUCAGGCCAUUUCUACCAGUUAUGGUGACGAUGAACAAACAGUCCCGCAGAGCUAUGCUGAACGUGUGUGCGCUGACUUUGCAACCCUCGGUGCUCGUGGUGUUUCAGUUAUGUUCUCCUCUGGAGAUGGUGGUGUAGGCGACGGUGAUGCCGACCCAGCUACUCAAGAGUGUUACUCCAAUGACGGCACCAACCGCACCAUAUUCAUCCCCGGUUUCCCGGCUAGUUGCCCUUACGUCACAGCCGUAGGAGGAACAGUUAACAUCCCUGAAACUGCAGUAUACUUCUCUGGUGGAGGCUUCAGCAAUUACUUCUCUCGACCCAGUUACCAAGAUAGUGCAGUGGAAUCCUUCUUGACUAAACUUGCACCUGGCACGUAUGAAGGUCUCUAUAACCCGUAUGGACGAGCAUACCCGGAUGUUUCUGCCCAAGCUUACAAUUUCCUUAUCGUAUACGAGGGUAACACCACAUAUGUUGCUGGAACGUCAUGUUCCUCCCCAACUUUCACUAGCUUCGUUUCGUUGUUGAACGAUGCCCGUAUUUCCGCGGGAAAGACAACUCUUGGUUUCCUCAACCCCUUCUUGUACUCGUCAGGAUACACCGCACUUAACGAUAUUACUGAGGGAAACAACCCUGGUUGUGGUACCGAAGGAUUUAACGCUACUAUCGGAUGGGACGCAGUUACCGGUUUAGGUACACCGAAUUUCGAAAAGUUGAAAGCAUUGGUUUUGAGUUUAUAAAUCUACCUCAGCGGGACAUUCGCUUAUUUAUGGUGUAUGUAUAUACAUUGUCGCAAUAUCUAUCUGGAUGCAUUUUUUGCU